This is a messenger RNA of Plasmopara halstedii, 1449 nucleotides long. Its product is annotated as lysophospholipid acyltransferase. The record is from RefSeq and is a predicted model, not a curated record. Gene Ontology annotation, molecular function: acyltransferase activity. The transcript has a single exon. Lineage: Eukaryota; Oomycota; Peronosporomycetes; Peronosporales; Peronosporaceae. Gene Ontology annotation, cellular component: membrane. Gene Ontology annotation, biological process: lipid modification. Bases 1 to 1449 code for a protein of 482 amino acids.
AUGAUCUCUCAGUUCUUCUCAACGCUAACUGAUGCAGCCACCCCGCUACGCUUUACUUUGCUAAAUCAGCAACUUGCACAGCUCUCACAAUUUGUGGGAGUUCCUGUGGACCAAUUGCGCUGUGUCACUUGCCUUUUAGCUGCGUAUCCAUUAGCGAUCGUAGUGCGUAAAGUGCCAAAUGUUGCAACUAAGCACUGGUUACACAUUUGUGCUGGAGUUAGCAUUGCCCAGUUUGUCUAUGGCACAGGAUGGUUACACUCGUUAGUAUCUUCGUUGCUUACGUACGCAAUGGUGUGUGUACUACCGCACAAGACGGCACCACUUGUGGUGUUUCUUGCCAACAUGUUGUUCGUAGCAGCGCUGCAUCUUCAUCGCAUGCGGGUCAAUUAUAUGGGUUGGAGUAUGGACUCAACCGCUAGUCAAAUGCUACUGCUCAUCAGACUCACAAGUUUUGCUUUCAAUUACCACGAUGGGGUCGUCGCUAAUGCGACAACAGUAAAAGAUGGUGACUCAGAGCACAUGAAAAUGGUGAAACAAUCGCGCAAGCAGCUUGCGAUUCCCAAAAUUCCAUCGCUGCUCGAAUUUCUCGGGUUUGUUUACUGUUUCACGACAUUUCUAGCUGGUCCGGCUUUUGAAUACAAGGAAUAUAGCGACGCCAUUCAUCGGACCCGAUUUGUGGAUAGAAAUGGCGUUCGGCGCAACAUAUCACCUACAUAUGCGGCGCUAUCAAAGCUCGCACUCGGUUUAGGACUCAUGGGACUAUUUGUGCGAUUUGGAGCUUUCGCAGCUCUGAAUGAAAUUUUGAAUGAUGAUGACCAGUCCAUGCUUUUAAAGUGGGGACGAUUAUUAAUUGCGCUCUUCUUAACGCGUGCCAAGUACUACUUAGCGUGGAAGCUAGCGGAAGGUGCGACUGUGCUCACUGGUACUGGAUUCGAAGGGUUUGAUGAACAAAAUAACCCCAAGGGCUGGGAUGGUGUCAGCAACGUCGAUAUCAUAGGGUUCGAGCUUGGUGCCAAUGUUCGCGAGAUCUCGCGGGCCUGGAACAAGGGCACACAGAAUUGGCUGGAGCGCUAUGUGUACACCCGAACGGGCAAUUCGCUGCUUGCAACGUACUUGGUCUCUGCUUUGUGGCACGGAUUUUACCCAGGAUACUACCUCUUCUUUCUUACAGUACCCCUUGCAACAGCCGUGAACCGUUUGGCUCGACGUCAUGUGCGUCCGUAUGUAGUCGAUAGCCCAAUCAAACCGCUCUACGAUGUUUUCGGUAUGAUCUGUACCGCUAUGGUUGUAAAUUACUUGGCCGUGUCAUUCGUAGUGCUAUCGUGGGAAGAUGCCGUCGCAGGCUUUCGCUCUAUGCGUUUUGCUGGUCAUCUUGGGCUUGUAGUAUGCUAUCUAUUGCUUACCUUUGUCCCAAUUAAAAAGUCGCCAAAUAGUAAAAAGAUCAUAUGA